GUAGUAGAAGAUGAUUUAGGAAAUGUUUUGAAACAGACAUUUUCAUAUUAAAUUGGCGUAACAGUAUUAGGAAAGUUGACAAUAAAGUGAAGAAUAUGUUUGAAACGAUUAGCAUGAAGUAUUAUAGAGAAGGAAAUAUAAAAUUCUUUAGUCUAGAAAUAAAUCUAUAAGCAAUUUAAAAUGUAAAAGAAGUGACGAAAACAAUGAGAAGUAAUUUGUAGUGAGUGAAUAUUUUUAUUAAACGGUAACCCUGUCAACAGUUGCCAACUGGAAAAGUGACGUUUGUUUGUGCAUCUGAUUCUGUAAACAAUACGAAAUUUGUUGGACUAUCUAUUUGUGGAACGAGUAACUGUUAAAGAUUGUGUGUGAUAUCUUCGUAUUAAGUAACAUUGUGCAAAAUAAUUUAUGCGUAUAAUAAUCCCGCACUGAAAAUGGCAAGCACCUCUAAAGAUGAAAACUAUUUUUUCCUUACGAUCAAACAUUUUCCAUCCGUCGAAAAUGGAAAAGUAAAUAUAGUUAAGUUUUUAGAUGCGUCGACUGAUUUAGUAGCUGUAGUAGAACGCCUAGGCACUGUGUUUGCACCCGUAAAGUUUGACAUGCAAGGAAAUAUUGAUAAGGUAAAGAAGCUUUAUAAAUAUGAUGCAGACUCGUGUUUACUCGAGUUGAUGCUUGAUGAGAAAGCUAGAGGCAAGCCCAUUGCUGCAGAAGGUGUGUUAUGGCUUAACAGGGCCCUGCUAUUUUUUGAGCUCAUAUUCAAGGAGGUUCUAAGUCACUUGCAAGCCAACAACUAUGAUGUGCACAUGAGGGAAAUAUUUACAGUGGCUUAUGAAGGUUCUGUUAAAAAGUACCAUAACUGGGUCACUCAGCAAAUAUUUAUUUUCAUCUGCAAGAUGUCUCCAAGUCUGCCUCAAAUUAUGAAGUCAUUUGAAAUUGAAAACAAAGUUAAGGAAUUUGAAAUGAAAUUGGAAAAGUUCAACAUUGCUUUAAACCUAGUUAGAUGUAAAAUUGAUGAGUUUUUCAGAGAUAACAAUCUGUUUGAUUAACUAGUCCAGUAAUUAAAAAACUUCUAGAGAGACUAAAGAAUAUAUUUUCAUUCAAAACAAAUUGAAAAGUAAAUUAUUUUUAUUUAGUAUGAGUGGAGAUAGUGAAUGUUUUGAAUGCAAAAUUGUACAUAGUAUUGAUUAAAUACCAAAAAUGUAUUAUGUUAAUGACAUACUGUGUUAGUAUUGUUAGAGAUGCGCCAGAGGCUAUUUCAAGGUUCAAGAGAUGAGAAUAAAACAUUUAUUUUGUAUUCCUUAUAAAAUAGUACAUGCAAUGCAGUUUGAUGUAAGUUCAUAUUUUUUGUUUAUAAUUCAUUUAUUGAUAGAAAAAUGAACAUAGAGUGUCCAGUGCCUUGAGAGUUAUUGAGGGCAAAGAACAAUUUUAUAAGUCCCAAUGCAUGUUUUACCAAGAGGUUAUAUUUGAUACCAUUUAAUAAAGUAGGUAAUAGUUCAGUUAAUAGCUGUAAAUACCCAAAAUAUGGUAUGUUAUAGAGGUGCUCAGAAUAUGAUUUACAAAAGUAUUUUGUGUGAUAUCAUUAUGACUAAUUAAAAUUCUUACUUUAAUGUAUGUGAAAUCUAUUUAAAUUUUGAUAUUAAUGUAACAUCUCCUAAUAAUUAAUUUAGGUUAGAAUUAUGUUAUAAAAUAGGUAUCCAUUACUAUUUAAUUAAUGAUAUGUUAUUAUUAAUUUAAUAAUUAUACCAAAGCUUUGCUUUUACACUUUCACCCUUAUAUUCAAGUCUUUAAUUAAAAAGUGAGCAUUUAAUGUUGUGUAACAACAUAAUAAAGUCUUUUCAUGUA
Molecule: messenger RNA, 1839 nt
Organism: Trichoplusia ni (cabbage looper)
Lineage: Eukaryota; Metazoa; Arthropoda; Insecta; Lepidoptera; Noctuidae
Product: glycolipid transfer protein
Exons: 5
Coding region: 432-1043 (203 amino acids)
Biological process (GO): ceramide transport; intermembrane lipid transfer
Cellular component (GO): cytoplasm; membrane; cytosol
Molecular function (GO): ceramide 1-phosphate transfer activity; ceramide 1-phosphate binding
Source: RefSeq, a predicted model, not a curated record